Molecule: messenger RNA, 1601 nt
Organism: Vicugna pacos (alpaca)
Lineage: Eukaryota; Metazoa; Chordata; Mammalia; Artiodactyla; Camelidae
Product: olfactory receptor 226-like
Biological process (GO): G protein-coupled receptor signaling pathway
Cellular component (GO): membrane
Molecular function (GO): G protein-coupled receptor activity; olfactory receptor activity
Source: RefSeq, a predicted model, not a curated record
GGGAGUUGUGGGUUCCUGGGUCCCGCUGAUUCCUCGGGAGCCUGAAUUCUCCUUGGGAACAGGCGUCAUCCUUUGGGGGUGCUGCUGAGUGCCAGCAGUGCUGUGUGGCCGGCUUUACCCCAGGCGUCCUGGGUAAACUCUGCAGGGCCAAGUACAGAGGGGGACACCAAGUCUCUGGGUGGUGGGGACCUGCCACUUACCUGCGAAGUCAACAGGAGCCUGGCUCCAGGCAGGGCUCUUCCCACGGGCCCAGGCUCACCUGCCCACUGCCCCUGACCUGGGUGACCUGGGCCAUGGCCUCUCCCACCCACCCUGCUACAGCGUGUUUGCAGGUCCCCAGGUUGGCCUCUGAGGUGUUCUCAUGGGACCCUGCUCAUAUUCCCUACAAUGUAACGGCUUCGUCUAAUACCUGCAGCCAGGCCUGGCGGGCGGGCCCGCAGCAGACAAAGCCCAGGUCUGCCCAGCUCCCACCCGUGGGAGUGCCCGGUGGGAAACUCGUGGUGCCGGGGACCAGGCCCUGGGCAGCACUGGGGGAUGCAGACAGGGACCAGGACCCCUCCUGCGCCGGGAGCUCAGCUGACACCGCGGCAGGAGGUGGGCAUCCAAUCCACGCAUCCCCGCCCCCAGGUGGGGCAGCGCACAGCAUGUCUGCAGGUGGCAACCACUCGGAAGUGACCGAGUUCAUCCUGGUGGGCUUCCCGGGCUCGCUGGGCCUCCACAUGGGCCUGCUGGUGCUGUUCCUGCCGGCCUACCUGCUGACCGUCACGGAGAACGUGCUCAUCAUCGUGGUGAUCCGUGCCAGCCCCCUACUGCACAAGCCCAUGUACGUCUUCCUCGGCAACCUGUCCUUCCUGGAGGUGUGGUACGUCUCCGUCACGGUGCCCAAGUUGCUGCUCAGCCUGGUGGCGCCCGAGUUCCGCCGCAUCUCCUUCGCGGGCUGCAUGGCACAGCUGUACUUCUUCCUGGCGCUGGCCUGCACCGAGUGUGCACUUCUGGGUGUCAUGGCCUACGACCGCUACGUGGCCAUCUGCAGCCCCCUGCGCUACCCAGCCAUCAUGAGCCCCCGCCUCUGCAGCCUCCUGGCCGCUGGCUCUUGGCUCUCGGGCUUCACCAUCUCCGUGGGAAAGGUCUUCUUCAUCUCGCGCCUGGGCUACUGUGGCCCCAACGUGAUGAACCACUUCUUCUGCGAUGUGUCCCCACUGCUGAACCUGGCGUGCUCCGACAUGUCCGUGGCGGAGCUCGUGGACUUCCUCCUGGCGCUGCUCAUCCUGCUGGGGCCGCUGCUGCUCACUGUCUCCUCCUACACCGCCAUCAUCAGCGCGGUGCUGCGCAUCCCGUCUGCCGCCGGUCGGCACAAGGCUUUCUCCACCUGCGCCUCACACCUGACCGUGGUGGUCAUCUUCUACUCGGCCUCCCUCUUCAUCUAUGCCCGGCCUCGCGCCAUCUACUCCUUCGACCUCAACAAGCUGGUGUCCGUGGUCUACACCGUGCUCACGCCCCUGCUCAACCCCAUCAUCUACUGCCUGCGGAACCGGGAGGUCAAGGAGGCCCUGCACAGGGUGGUGCAGGGGGCGGCCCAGACCCUGGGUGCCUCGUCCUAG